UGCUAUUUGUGCAAUUAAUAAUGCAUGAGAUUUCCUUUUGGUGUUGUUACUGCUGGCACUGCAUUUAGUCUCAAGACGUUCGGCUUUGUGUUCACAUUUGCUCCGUGCAGGCUGUUUCCUCAAACUCUUGUGAUCCAUGUCUGCACAGUCUACCUGCUUUAUAAACCAGCCUUCACGGAGUAGGGCGAGUGCAAGCCGGCUAGCCCUGUCCCGUUAUCUUAAUUUGCUACGCUCUAGGAUAGCGUUACAGUGAGUGGCUGUGAGCCUGCGUGUGCUUGGCAACUGUUACUAAGCGACAUAAAAGGAGAGAGCUGCUCCGAUGGCCAUUGGUGGUUCACUUGGGAGCAGGAAGCCUAGGUAGCUGGAGUAGUGAAUUCUUCCGCAUCAGCUGCGAUGGAGCAAAGGCGAGGGGCUCAGGUGCAGCUGCUGCGAGGCUGGGAGUGUGCAGUAGCAGCACUAAUGUGCCACUGAAUGGAUUGCUUCUCCAGCACAAUGGAAGUGCCAGACUCCUCGCUAAAUCAGGGGAUUGCUGCAUUAUUCUGUCAGCAUUCCUUCUUGCAAGACUGAAACACUGCUUACCAUAUGUGAAAGGCUGGGGAUUUCGAAUUGUGCAGGAAUACGCUUGCACUGCUAUUUUUGUCCACUUCCUCUUACUUAUCAAUUGAUUCCCCGAUGCUCGAAGAUCCCUGGGUUUUUAUUUAGAAGGCAAAGUAUUUCAAGAGACUUCAAACAGAGGGGGACAUAGCUUGCUACCGGCAUUGUGCAGAGCAGUGUGAGAGUCAUGUACAGUUCUCCUAGGGAUCUUGCUUCUCUCUCUUUCUCUACAACUCUGCACACAAUGGGUGUGAUCGAGCAGCUGGAAGCAGUACACUGGUGGCAGCUUGUCAGCAGCAUUGCAACGCUGAGGUGUGUCAGCAGUCCUCUGCUGCUGAGGAGGCAUGUGCGGCUGUGAAGCGUUGACUGCGGAGACCAACGGAAGCAGCGGAGCGAGCCGGAGGUGUGGAGCGAGCCGCAGCAGCAGCAGCAGCAGCAGCGAGAACAGAUGCCUUGCCGGUGACCUGCAGUCACCGGGGACUGUGGCCCACAUCUGUCUGUGUCAUGAACCACUCCGUGACUGAAUGGAGCUCCGUGAGCCCCAGCAACACCUCGGCCAACUUGUCCACUCACCGUGCAUGCCCGCUGGGCUUUGGCUAUUCCGACGUGGUUGACGUUUGCGUUUUGGAGACCGUGGUCAUUGUGCUGCUGACAGUCCUGAUCAUCAUGGGCAAUCUGACGGUCAUCUUUGUAUUUCAUUGUGCCCCCCUCCUCCACCACUACACCACAAGCUACUUCAUCCAGACGAUGGCCUACGCAGACCUGUUCGUGGGGGUAAGCUGCUUGGUUCCUGCUCUGACCCUUCUUCACUAUUCCACGGGCAUGCAGGAGUCCCUGACCUGCCAGGUGUUUGGGUACAUCAUUUCAGUGUUGAAGAGUGUAUCUAUGGCAUGUCUGGCAUGCAUCAGUAUUGACCGCUAUCUUGCCAUCACCAAACCACUCUCCUAUAACCAACUGGUAACUCCGUGUCGCCUUAGGAUCUGUAUCGUUCUUAUAUGGAUUUACUCCGGUGUAGUGUUCUUGCCCUCAUUCUUUGGAUGGGAGAAGCCAGGUUAUCACGGAGACAUCUUUGAAUGGUGUGCCAACUUCUGGGAAACUAAUGCUUACUUCACGGGCUUUAUCGUCUGCCUGCUUUAUGCACCAGCAGCUUCCAUUGUCUGCUUUACCUACUUCCACAUAUUUAAAAUCUGCCGGCAGCACACCAAAGAAAUCAACGAACGUCGUGCCCGAUUCCCCAGCCAGGACGUGGAAGCUGCUGAAGGUAGUCCCAGCCCCGACCGGAGCUACGCAAUGGUCCUGUUUCGGAUUACAAGUGUCUUCUACGUGCUGUGGCUUCCCUACAUUGUUUAUUUUCUGCUGGAGAGCUCGCGGGUGUUGGAGAGCCCCUCGCUGUCCUUUGUGACAACGUGGCUGGCCAUCAGCAACAGCUUCUGCAACUGCCUCAUCUACAACCUCUCCAACAGCGUCUUCAGGCUGGGACUACGGAGACUAUGGGAAGCUGUCUGCUCGCUGUGCACAUGCCUGGGAGAUGAGUCUCUGCGAGAUCCCAUCCCCAGGAAACGGGCCAAUUCCUGCUCCAUCUGAUGGUCUACCUAGUCAGAGGAGAUACACAAGCUGACAUUCUGUUUGGUCUUUUGCACGCUUGUGUGAAGAUGUUUAGGUGACAAUUGGCAUCAAUGACCAAUGGGCUGUUGUGGAAUCUGGGCAUAAGAGGAGGCAGUUCAGUCCGACCUGUUUUUCCAUUCAGUUUAGUAACCUCCUAUGCCCUCGUAGGUUCUGUACCCAUAAUACUCAGUGGUUCUUUAACCUUUAAUGCCUUUUGCUCAAGAAAAAAUAUCAAUUGAUCUUUUUACAUUUUCAAUUGAAUCUCAGUCUUUGGUGGAAUGUUUGAGAUCCAGAAUAGGGCGAAAGCCUACUUAUAAUGUUUCAUGGUUUGGAAAUGCGAUGGAACUCGUGAAACUCUUUACGUUUUAACCACCAAAAGCACUCAACUCCAUUCAGUGAGGGACUGACUGGUUGGAGAAUUGUAUUUACUGUAUUCUAAUAAGGAACUAAAUGACUGAGGAGUGAAAACACUUUUAUGACAAGUACACCUGUGACCAGUCAAUUGUUAACGUCUGAUCACUGAGAGUGUAGUGCAAUUGUUAGUACAACUUUCUGUGAGAACCUUAACACUAUUACUAGGUGUGUCAUAUUCUGCGGUAGGCAGUAGUUCUUUAUAAUAUUUCAGUGUCAGCUUGCAGAUGUACUAAAUAUUAGAUGGAGUUUAUUCUUUGUCUGCGCCUGAUGUACUUUCAAAUGUUCACCAGUUCCAGGAGAACAAUUUAAAUCAAACAGGAGUUGAAAUCACUUUCAAAAAUUUGAAGACAAAAUAAAAGAAUGCGGUGUAGUUAAUCAUUACUUACCCUAAAAGAUGCUUCUAGUCGUAGCGUUUACUGCAACAAUGACUUGGCUCAUACAGACUGUAAUUCUGGCACAGUUGAGGGGAGCUAAGUGAAUGAAAUUGUUGCAAAUGCCCACAGGAAAUGCCCAUUUCACAGGCAUCAGGAACGAUGACUUAAGAGAGUUAAGGGGUGAAUCUUCUAAUUCUCUUCGUGCUGUUGUGUUACUCAGGAUUAUCUUGCAAAAAGGACAACAACCGAACUUGCAUUGCUGUUGAUCUGAAUGCUGCCGAUUAACUCCUUGCGCUCUGCUGUUCCUUUGCAGUAGACCAGCAGUGACUGGAGUGGAAUUAUGCAGCAUUCCUCCACCACUAAUGUCAAGUGGUGAAGCCGGUUUUCUAUUUAUAUGACAAAUGCAGAAAUGUUACUGCAGGACACAAAGGGCUAUGUACUGUCUGAUAAGAAAGAGUUAAGCAGUAAGAAUGUAACGUUAAAUUAUUGCAGAACUAUUUAUUGAUUUAUUAAACUUUUACAUUAAAAACAGACUUUUAUAUAUAUAUAAAUGUAUAUCUAUCGAGUAUCUAUUUGAGCAGCCUGUAUUCUUGAGGUCAAUAAAUGGAUAAUUCUGAAUUAAAUGGGUGUGAUUGUCUCCCAGUUCAAUACAUUCAGCGCAGGCUUCCACUGCUUGUCAACACAUGGGCUGGAUUUAUUUAAUAAAAGCAUACGUUGUUACUGGAAUCGGCCUAUUAUAAGUCUGCGUUUUCAUAGUUUUUGAUUAUUGCCAGUACAAGAUGCAUUGUGCUGCUUCCACGCUCAGCUGAACUCCAUAUCAUGCCGCGAUUCACGCUCGGAAAGCUCGAACGCAAGAUAAUAGAAGCAGGAAUCAGCUACUUGCCUUCACGCUGAUUCCACCACUCAAUCUGAUCAAGGCUGGCCUACCCCUGUUUUAUGCCAAUUUCUCACAGCCUUCAAUUUCCUGAUCUGUCAAAAAUGCAUCCUGUACCAGCUACUCCACAGACUUGUAAUAAUAAUAAUAAUAAUAAUAAUAAUAAUAAUUUUAUUUAUAGAGCACUUUAAAAACAAACAUAGCUGCAACAAAGUGCUGUACAUCACUAAUCAUUGACAAAAAAAGUUAAUACACACCAAAAAUAACAAUCAAAAGAAAUAGUAGGAAAAGACAAGUAAAAUAAAGAAACAUCAAAAACACCACAAACAGAAGCAAAGCCUCAGGCAUGGUCAAAAGCCAUGUGGAGUAGAACAUAGCCUGUCUCCCAGUGCAACCUUGCAGCAAAGUAACUGUCUCAGGAUUCACCCCCCCUCCAUCCCAGCCCACUCCUUAAGUGGCCCAAUGCUCGUGUUGGUUGAUCCUUGCCCUUUAAUUGAGUUUUCUCCUCAUUUUACUGUUAUUGAAUAAAAGUGCAAAGUCUGCCACACCAGGUAGCAUUCAUAUAGUAUAACUUCCGAACCAGCUGCCUCAUGCACGCCAUCACCUUAGAAAAAUGUUUCAGUACGUUUUCAGAGAUUGUUUAAUUACAUUACAUGCACUGGAGUGUGGGAAUGCAGCUCUGCAUUGACAAUGUUCAAGGUCUCAGAUGUGU
This is a messenger RNA of Leucoraja erinaceus (little skate), 4573 nucleotides long. RefSeq names its product G protein-coupled receptor 52 (gene gpr52). The record is from RefSeq and is a predicted model, not a curated record. Gene Ontology annotation, biological process: G protein-coupled receptor signaling pathway. Gene Ontology annotation, cellular component: membrane. Bases 1099 to 2178 code for a protein of 359 amino acids. NCBI's taxonomy places the organism in Eukaryota, Metazoa, Chordata, Chondrichthyes, Rajiformes, Rajidae. The transcript has a single exon. Gene Ontology annotation, molecular function: G protein-coupled receptor activity.